AUCUCUAGCCAUCUGUGCCAGGCGCACGCAGAAACGAAUAGACGGCAACCAGUCCAAACGCGCCGAUUUUGGCACUUUUUAGAGGUUAUCACUUGU
This is a messenger RNA of Nannochloropsis gaditana CCMP526, 96 nucleotides long. RefSeq lists its product as uncharacterized. The transcript is spliced from 2 exons. The record is from RefSeq and is a predicted model, not a curated record. The annotation marks the transcript as partial.